Cuscuta campestris is the source of this 1879-nucleotide messenger RNA. The record is from the annotation of a GenBank genome assembly. Lineage: Eukaryota; Viridiplantae; Streptophyta; Magnoliopsida; Solanales; Convolvulaceae.
CUUCGUCCACUCCUCGAGAGAUACGACACUCAGAGAGAAAACUAACCCUUUAUUGGGAAGGUUUACUACCCGAAAAACUACAAUUGUCAAAUGGCGCCGUUGCCGGGGUGUGGCACGACAUUAGUUUAAUUUCUUCUUAUUAGCUUGGGUGAAGAUUGGUUAGAACGAUCUUCUCACUUCUUUUCACCAACCACCCGUAAUAAUUAUUAUGGAAAACCCCACUGGUUAUUACGGUCCGCCUUCUUUCUACCAAUCACCCAACCGCCCUCCAUACCAAACCCAUUCACCUUACCACCCACAUCAGAACCCAAAUGAUGAUGACUACCAAGUCGACAAUGGGUCUGACUACUAUCCCUACCAUGAGGAACCACCAUGUGAUACCCCGUCUAGAAACUUUGGAUAUUCUCCAUACCAAGAUUCUGAUGAGGAUAAUUAUUAUGAACCUCAUGGUGACCAAGAUGACUAUGACCAAUUUGGGCCUAUGUACGAUGAUCAAUCUGAUCCACUUGUCGAAGAGAUCAUAAGAUUAGAACAGAAAACUUUCUAUUUCGACGAAGUCUUAUUUGCUGAAGGCUCCUGGUACGAACCACCCUACUGCCGUGACUACACCCUGUUUGCUGAAGAACAAAUCGAAGCAAACAAGGUGGCAAUUCGAGAAAGAGCAAAACUUCUCGAAUCAGUCCGGAAGGAAAAGGAGUUCGAAAGGAGAUUAUGCGAAGGAUCGGAAAUGAUGCAGAAAAUGUUGUACGACUUUCAAAGAGAGAGACUAGAAGCUGAGUCUAAAGCCGAUAAAUUAAUCAAUGGUCUCUUUCUAGAAGAUUCACCCAGUUUUACACCAUCACAGAAACCCGAGAGCAUAACAACUCUCGCUAGGGCUACUGUGGUGAUGUUACCUAAAUCCCUUCCUAGCCAAGUCACAACCAGCAUAGUCGUACAGAAGGUGGAACCAACUAAGGGACCUGACUCAGAACCACCUAUGCUUAGUCAAGAAAAGGAGGAGGAAGUUUUGCCUAUAGCAAUAAACGACCACCUCCUUAAUUGUGUUGAAGACACACCUCCAGAGGAAGCUGUUCUGGAGGAGAAAGAGCCCACUACAAGCCCCCAAGAUUCCGAUGUCCACAAGUCUAAGGAGGAACCUAUAGAUGAAGAAAAGCCAACUCCGUCUAUAGAAACCUAUGCAACCAAUGAUUCAUCUGAUGAUUCAGACCAUACUUUCUUUGACUCCCUACUUGACGGGUAUGACUAUGUCUGCCUGAAGGAUGGUUGGAACUUAAAGAGUUGGGAUGAACUUCUGGUGAGUGACAACGAGGACUCUUCCUUGGGGGAGGGUACGAUCAUAAUCAUCAAACCACAAAUGGAUAGUCAGUCAAUUGAAGAUAAGGAAGAAAUCAAUUUCGCAAUCAAAGCCAAUGAUGUGGAUCAACUGAGGAGACUUCCGCCCCCACCCACUUAUACAAAGUCUCCUCCAUAUAUCCUGUUGCCACCCAGCCGCAGGGUUGGGUUAAGGAUCCUGGACCUUGACAGAACAUUAAUUUUGGAUAUUUAUAUGAUCUUACGUUAGAAUUCUUCUUUUCAUGACUCUUAAAACCCUUUUGAGAAUAUUUUAUGAAUUAUUUCAUACUUACAUGUUAUGGUCAUCUAUUAUUUUAUAAGUAUUGAGAUAACUUAGCAAUUGCAUGUGAGCAUUUCAACAAUUAGCUCCAAUACCAGUAACACUCUUAAACCACGAGGGCGUGGUUCCAUUUAAGUGUGAGGAGGCAAGAGUUCUUUGUUGAAAUGAUCUUUUUAGGAAUUGUUUUGUCUAUAUAUUUUUAGGAAAAGAUUUUUAUAGAAUAGUCAUCAAUUUUAAUUGUUUGAUUAAUUAAUCUUUAGUUAUCAC